AGAAGGAAUGCCAAAAUGGAGACUAAUCAACAAAAAAUGAAUAAUGGAUCAAGAUUUUCCUUGAUUGCUGAUUUGAAUGAGGAAUCAGGGGAUGGUACAGCUGGAAAUAUGGAUGGGAAGUCAUCAAGUACAAUAAAUGCUAUUAUGCCCAGGUUAGGCUUUUCCUUGGGUGAAGCUAGUGGGCUAUCUUUGAGUAGGUCCAAAAACAAAAGGAAAGAAUUGCAAGGAUCUGGGCUAAGGAAGAAAGGAUUGAAUGGGGUUAAGUUUGGAUCUAGUGGGCCACAACAUAAAAGUGAUCAAGUUAAACAAUCACGUGAGGAAACUAGUCUUCACAAAAUUGGGACAAUGGUCGCUUUUCAGGCAUUAGGUGAAAACAAGAAAAUUGCAGAAGAAAAGGGGAAUCACAGGGUGGUUGUGGUGGAGGAGAAUUGGGACCCAAAUAUUAUGGUGGUUGAGGGUGAGAGCACGUCGAAUAAGUCGAGUUUGAAGUUUUUGGAAGGUGGACCAUCUUCCUCUGUCCCGCCGGAAUCGUCUACUGUGAAAUGGGCUAGGUUCAGGGACCAAAACCAUCAUGGGUUGCGAAACAAGAAGAAGGUUGAUGCUAUGAUGCCGGUGGUGGAUCUAGUGGAGAACAUCUCUGAGCAGAUUGGUUCUGCGAUAAGGAAUAUUGAAGUGCCAAGAGAAUAUGGGAUGGAGCUAUUGGAAGUAGAAGACGCGGAGGGGAACUUCCAGGCUAAAUGUUAAAUUCGAGAAACCAGGAUAAGUGGGGUUCGAGCAGAUUCAAUUAUCUUGAAUUUGGGUUUUAAACUCUCUCAUAGAGUGGAGGCACGAUGUUUUGCUGGUGGUAUUUGGGUGUUAUGGAAUGAAUCCGUUUCGAUAGAUAUCUAGGUAAGCCAUUACCAAUUCAUUCAAAUGUCACUCUUUAUGGUUCAAAAGGCCAAAACAUUUAAUUGGACAGUUGUAUAUGGGAGUCCAGAUGUGAGGAAACAUGAAAUUUCAUGGAAUGCUCUAAGUAAGAUAGCAAGGGUUAUGAAGGAACCUUGGAUGCUAGUGUAAAACCCCUAACUCGUAUCUGUCGCCAGAUUUGGGUUACGAGACAUUACCGGGCAAAAUACAAUUCAGAACAGUUUCUCGUUUUAAA
Molecule: messenger RNA, 1141 nt
Organism: Gossypium raimondii (Peruvian cotton)
Lineage: Eukaryota; Viridiplantae; Streptophyta; Magnoliopsida; Malvales; Malvaceae
Exons: 2
Coding region: 16-744 (242 amino acids)
Source: RefSeq, a predicted model, not a curated record